Solea senegalensis (Senegalese sole) is the source of this 2351-nucleotide messenger RNA. RefSeq names its product uridine phosphorylase 2 (gene upp2). Gene Ontology annotation, cellular component: cytoplasm; cytosol. The record is from RefSeq and is a predicted model, not a curated record. Gene Ontology annotation, biological process: uridine catabolic process; nucleotide catabolic process. Gene Ontology annotation, molecular function: uridine phosphorylase activity. NCBI's taxonomy places the organism in Eukaryota, Metazoa, Chordata, Actinopteri, Pleuronectiformes, Soleidae. The transcript has 7 exons. The coding region runs from base 639 to 1580 and encodes 313 amino acids.
UACUGUCUUUGCUGCUUUGAUGAUGUAAAUUCCCCCCACUGCGGGACUAAUGAAGGAUUGUCUUAUCUUAUUUUUUGCUUUUCAAGCAACGAAUACCACAUAUAAAUUGAUUGAGCUGAUUUUGUUGGGGGGAAAAUGUAGACAACUGUGUUACCUGUCGUUGUUUUGAAAUGCUCAAGUAUUGCCUGGCGUUGUCAGAGGUUAACGUGGAGGUUAUCGGGCUUCGGUAUGCAUGUUGUAUGCAUCAGUUAUUCAUUAGCCUCCGACAGGUUGUUAGGACAUUACGACACUCGUGUUAUUGUGAGGCUCCGCUAUUAGACUAGUUUACAUCACAUCUGGGUUUUGUUUCCGUCGCCGUGUAUGAUGCGCUUGUUUCUCUGCAUGGCACACUGACCACUUUGAAGUGGACCAAUCGUCUUUCACCUGAUUGGUCCGCUUUGUUUGCUCGCGACUUGUGGAUGUUUUACUGAGCCUGAGGACAGGUGCUACUCCUCUCACUGGAACCAAUCACAGGCAGGGUCAGAGGUCAACACUAUAUCAGCCGCGCAGCCAGACAAACUCUCAGAUAUCAAACAGGAGCGGUGAGCGGACAAGAGGUUUUAUCAGAGAGCAAAUUUGAAGACUUUUUUCCUUUAGUCAUGGCACCAAUUUUACUUAACUGUAUGGGGAAUGACCACAAUGAGUAUAUUAAACAACAUGUCCAAGUGAAAAAUCCCUACUUGCAAACCAUGGAAGAGGACAUUCUCUACCACUUCAGCUUGAGCACCAAGACUCACAACCUUCCAGAAAUGUUUGGAGACAUUAAGUUUGUGUGUGUUGGUGGCAGUGCGAACCGCAUGAAGGCUUUCGCCCAGUUCAUCCACCAGGAGCUGCAGCUCCCUGGAAACCCGGAGGAAGUCAAAGACAUCUGUGAAGGAACGGAUCGCUACUGCAUGUACAAAGUGGGACCCGUGCUGUCUAUAAGUCACGGCAUGGGUGUCCCAUCUAUCUCCAUUAUGCUGCAUGAGCUCAUCAAACUGCUGCACCAUGCCCACUGCCACGAUGUGGUCCUCUUUCGCCUUGGAACAUCCGGUGGAGUCGGUCUGCCUCCAGGGACAGUGGUGAUCACAGAUAAAGCAGUGGAUUAUUCCUUCCGCCCCCAGUUUGAGCAGGUGGUUCUGGGUAAGGUGAUCACCAGGAGUACCGAGUUGGAUGAGGGAGUGGCCAGCGAGCUUCUGCAGUGCUCCUUGGAGCUCCAAAACGUCCCAUCGGUGAUCGGAAACACCAUGUGCACCCAUGACUUCUACGAAGGUCAAGGCAGACUGGACGGGGCGCUCUGCUCCUUCUCUCAUGAAGAGAAACUGGAAUAUCUGAGGAAAGCGUACGAGGCCGGAGUGAGGAAUAUCGAAAUGGAGUCCACCGUAUUUGCCGCCAUGUGCCGCGUCUGUGGCCUCAAGGCGGCCGUCAUCUGUGUCACACUACUGAACCGCUUUGAGGGAGACCAGAUCACUUCCUCCCAUGACGUGCUGGUGGAUUACCAGCAGAGGCCUCAAGUCUUAGUGUCACACUUUAUCAAGAAACGCCUGGGACAUAUUGUCUAAGGCAAAUGUAUCUCCCAUCCCAGAAAAGAUGUAUAUACUGUAGCUUUGACUCACAUGUGGAUAUGUGUGUAUAAAUACUGUACUUUACCUGUUAAUAUGUGUAUUGGACACCUAUUUAAUAAGUUGUUACAAUUUCCAUGAUUUCUUCCAUGAGCUAAAAUAAGUUAAUAUUUAAAAUAAAAAAAACAUAUAUAUGAAUGUUGCUGUUAUAUAUGUAUAUUUGUUGGAUGUUUUAAUAUGUACUAAAUAUAUACUCUGGUGCUAAUGUAUAGUGAUUUUUAAAAAUAAUGUGUCGUGUAUGUUGAUUUGAACUUCUGUUUUUAACUAGGGAAAAGAAAAUGAAAAAGUCUUUCCGUCAGCACGUCUUUAUAUAAAUGUUCACUUUGUUAGCGACAGCCACAAAUCUCACACACAGAAUUAAAAUCAACUCAUCGAGAAUAGUAACGUAGGCUGCUGUAUUCCCAUCAUAAAGGUUAGUUAAAGUUUGUAUGCUUAUUGGACGGGACGCAAGACGGUAAAAGACAGUCAUCGAGACGUGAGUGUGUCAGUAAAUGCUCACCACAGUCAAGUGUCUUCUGUACAAGUUUGUCUAUGCAAAUAUGAACUUUCUGAACAUUAUAUCAAGAGAAAAAAUGUGCUGGUGAUAAAUGUGCAGAAAAGUCAUUUUCUCCGUUAAAUGUACAUGUUUGUUAUAUGUGAAAGCAAAUGUAUGAUACUGUAUUUCUAAUAUGUAUAUAACCUUCAAUAAAAGUAAAAAAAAAAAAAAGGUAA